Molecule: messenger RNA, 408 nt
Organism: Fraxinus pennsylvanica
Lineage: Eukaryota; Viridiplantae; Streptophyta; Magnoliopsida; Lamiales; Oleaceae
Source: the annotation of a GenBank genome assembly
AUGGCGAGCAGUGGCGCCGGCGGCGGAAAGGUCUCUUUCAAGGUCACUCUCACCUCCGAUCCCAAACUUCCGUUUAAAGUGUUUAGCGUUCCGGAGGCAGCACCAUUCACUGCAGUUCUGAAAUUUGCCGCUGAGGAAUUCAAAGUCCCUCCUCAAACUAGUGCUAUCAUCACAAACGAUGGUGUGGGAAUUAAUCCUCAACAAAGUGCAGGUAAUGUAUUUCUCAAACAUGGCUCGGAAUUGCGCUUGAUUCCUCGCGAUAGGGUUGGUGCUUAUUGGAGGUCAUCUAAUGCUCAGAUAGAAAAUGGUUUACCUCAUCUUAAGUCACGCAGCAAAUUACCCAGCACCUUUUCAUGUGGGAAGAUUUUCAGUAUACUCCUAAAAAGUAACCCAAAAUUCAAAUCCUGA